GACAGAGGGUUUUGAGCUGUUGACCUAGGUGGUUGCCGUGCUGUGCUGCGCAUGCCGGCUGCUGAUUGGUGCUGUGGACGCGUUGGUUGUGCUUCUGAUGCAUGCUUGGCUGGAGCUGGGGCCUUCUGCUAAGGACUACGGGCCUACGGCCGGUGCAGAGGCGGUGAGGCGAUGGACUAGGCUGGAUGGCGUUUCUUUGAGUGCGUGGAGGGUGUGGAUUAUCAUGCCAUGUUUGGUGUUGCGAUUGUUGGCUGAAGCUUGGCUGGUGGGAUCGGGCUGGGGAUCGGAUUGGAGGUGCGGAAGUUUGUCAAGCUUGCUCGGCGCGUAAUUCAACAGCGGUCAUGUUUUAUUUCUGCUAUUGAGAGUAAAGGGACCGAUCGAU
Molecule: messenger RNA, 382 nt
Organism: Aplosporella prunicola CBS 121167
Lineage: Eukaryota; Fungi; Ascomycota; Dothideomycetes; Botryosphaeriales; Aplosporellaceae
Exons: 2
Coding region: 98-328 (76 amino acids)
Source: RefSeq, a predicted model, not a curated record